CCGGUUUCCAAUUUGAAAACGGGUGGUUGCCCCCGCAACGCGGGAAAAGCCUCCGGCGAGCAGCUAGCCAAAUAACUUCCUUUCCCAUCGCUGGGAUCCCGCCGGUGACAAUGGUAAGGUGGCUGCCGCCGCCGGUGACAGCGGACGGCGAGCUACCCUUCGGCCACGACGCCGUAACGUUUUCCUUCUUGGUGGCGUGCGUGGCCGCCACCGUCACGCUCGCGUCGUCCAUGUGCUCGGCGUGCGGCCGCAAGCCAAAGGCGGCCACCAACGCGGACCCGGCGGGGACGGGCUCCUCCGUCUCCGGUGGUAGCGGCAGCCAGGAGGCUGGCGGCGCGGAGGAGGCGGCGGUAGAGGAGGAGGUGGUGAGGCUGUCGCCGGAGCUGGCGAUGCACGGCGCCAUCGAGCCGGUGGCGCUGCCGUCGUCGACGUCGAGGCGGCGGCUGUCCAUCAGCGUGAGCAAGAAGCUGAGCCUGAAUAUCCCGGACAAGCUGCGGCUGAGCCGGCGGGAGCACAAGGACCACCACCAUCACAAGGUGGAGUCGGAGGACACACUGUGGAAGAAGGGCAUCAUCCUCGGGGAGAAGUGCAGGAUCCCGGGGGAGCGGGAGGCGGAGUGCGCCGACCCCGACGACGACGACAUCGCCGCCGCCAACUUCCGCCGGUCCAGCUACUCACGGCCCGUGUCGCGGUCAAGCUCGUUCGCCAUGCACCAGCCGCAGCACGACGCCCCCGGGCCCGCCUUGCACGCCUCGGAUACUUGACAGCCCGAGAGUAGGUGUACGUGUAGGCGUCAAAGGGGAGAAUCGGCGAAGGAUGCUACUAUGCUAGUGUGGUGUGAAGUGCAUUCAGAUAAUCAGGUUCAGAUGUUUGCUCUAUAAUUUUCUUGUGUCAUCUUAUCUUUGUGAAAUUGUGUGGUCUGGUCUAGAUGCAUGGACAGUCACCGAGAGAAGAUCCAGUUUGGAAACAAAGAAAUUUCGUAUCAAA
Messenger RNA from Zea mays, 987 nucleotides. RefSeq lists its product as uncharacterized. The transcript has a single exon. Bases 111 to 764 code for a protein of 217 amino acids. Lineage: Eukaryota; Viridiplantae; Streptophyta; Magnoliopsida; Poales; Poaceae. The record is from RefSeq and is a predicted model, not a curated record.